AUGGCUCAUCGAGGAGAGACCUUUGAGAAAAAUGUCUCGUGUAUUGCCGAUCUGAAAGCUCUCGGGAGCAAGAAGCUCCCCAAGAUGGUCCGAGACUACUACAACGAAGGAGCUAUGGACCUCAUCACAUUGCGCGACAACGAAGCUGCCUAUGACCGGUACCGAAUCCGACCGCGGGUUUUGAUCAACGUGGGGAAGCUCGACACCAGUACAACAAUACUUGGGACAAAGGUCCCUCUGCCUUUCGGGUUCAGCCCAGCAGCCGCCCAUAAACUGGCCCACCCCGAUGGCGAGCUCGCCACGUCUCGCGCCGCCGCCAAGUUUGGUAUUUGCAUGGGUCUAUCCUCGUACUCCACCUGCUCGCUGGAAGAUGUCGCCCUGCAGGGUUGCGGAAACCCAUAUGCGAUUCAAAUGUGCGUGCUGAGGGAUCGGUCUCUCACAUUGCAGCUUCUAGAGCGGGCAGAAAAGGCCGGUUACAAGGCUCUCUUUUUAUCGGUGGAUGUGCCUGUCCUAGGCAAGCGGUUGAACGAGUACCGGAAUGAGUAUCAGAUGCCAGAAGAGAUGCAGUAUCCUAAUAUUCUCAGCUCGGGGAGUGAUAAUUCGAAUCGGACUGAUUAUGGUGGCCUUGAUUGGGAGACCGCAAUCCCUUGGCUCAGAGAACAUACCAAGAUGCAGAUAUGGCUGAAAGGAGUAAGCGCGCCCGAGGAUGUUGAACUCGCUAUUCAGUACAAGGUCGACGGGGUGAUCAUCUCCAAUCACGGGGGUCGUCAACUGGACGGUGCCCCGGCCACCUUGGAUGCCCUCCGGGACUGCGCUCCGGUCGCAAAGGGCCGCAUCCCGAUAGCCAUUGAUGGCGGCAUCCGCCGAGGCUCCGAUAUCUUCAAAGCUUUGGCACUGGGGGCCGACUUUUGUUUCUUGGGAAGAAUUCCCAUCUGGGGGCUUGCGUAUGACGGCCAACAAGGCGUGGAGUUGGCUAUUCGGAUCCUACGCCAGGAGCUGAAGAUCACAAUGGCUCUAGCUGGAUGUCGGUCGAUUGCAGAGAUUCACCGAAGGCAUUUGUCUGUCCUCGAGCCCAACGGAGUUCUCGCCAAACUAUAG
Aspergillus sclerotioniger CBS 115572 is the source of this 1098-nucleotide messenger RNA. Its product is annotated as alpha-hydroxy acid oxidase. The transcript is spliced from 8 exons. The coding region runs from base 1 to 1098 and encodes 365 amino acids. Gene Ontology annotation, molecular function: FMN binding; oxidoreductase activity. NCBI's taxonomy places the organism in Eukaryota, Fungi, Ascomycota, Eurotiomycetes, Eurotiales, Aspergillaceae. The record is from RefSeq and is a predicted model, not a curated record.